Messenger RNA from Onthophagus taurus, 2827 nucleotides. It is a transcript of the gene ovo, whose product is annotated as transcriptional regulator ovo. Gene Ontology annotation, biological process: regulation of transcription by RNA polymerase II; epidermal cell differentiation. The record is from RefSeq and is a predicted model, not a curated record. NCBI's taxonomy places the organism in Eukaryota, Metazoa, Arthropoda, Insecta, Coleoptera, Scarabaeidae. Gene Ontology annotation, molecular function: RNA polymerase II cis-regulatory region sequence-specific DNA binding; DNA-binding transcription factor activity, RNA polymerase II-specific. Gene Ontology annotation, cellular component: nucleus.
ACAACGGUUCACUCGGAGGCCUCAGCGGUCAUCAGUCUUCGCAAGGACCUCUUAACGUUAGCACGCGACCCGCAUUCCACAUUUUUCGUCUUCUUCUUUACCGUUUCAACUCGGGUACACAAAAACCGGCGUAGUUUAUCAAAAAGUUUUUUUUUCUCGGAAAUUUGAAAAAAGACACUUUUGUGACGACGCGAACUUUUCGCCGGCCCAAUGGAUACGCCCAGAUGAGAUUGUGCAGCGAUAUCAUCAGAAGUGAUGACAACUUUACAUGUGCUAGUGCACCGUACUUUUUAACUUUUAUUUUUGAAGUAUCAAGUAAAAUUCGUGCGUUGUAUACGAAGAUCGCAACAUGCCGAAGAUCUUUUUGAUCAAAGACCGGCUGCUCACGCAGCAGAAACGGCUCGAACAUGCCGAGGAUGAUCUCUUUAAGGAUAACUUGUUGGAUUUGGAUGAGGAACAACCUCUUCCGUUGAUCGUUGGAAAGAAAAUUGGAUUAUCAAGAGAUAACUCAUCGACUCCAGUACCUAAAAACUUAACAGCAGGAUGUUCAUCACAAUCAUCACAUGAUCCGUCAAAAGAUUGUCCUCCAAGACGUUUUGUUUCCUCGAUCCUUGGAGGAGAUGUUCCCUAUGGAAGCAAAUCCCAUAUACUAAGUAUAGAAGCCGAGGAAAAACUAACGUUGCCCUCGGAAAAGAAACCCUCCUCUAGAGAUGUACCUGGCCCCCCACAACAACAGCCGCCAGCAGUUCGCUGUUCGGUAAUCCAAAGAACCCCAAAGUCGAAAACCAAACAUGAAUCGGAUACGAAUGUAGAACUUCCGACGGCUUUUGCCGAACAGGAGCCGGAACAAGACCAACCGAUUGAUUACCACGUCCCGAAGAAGGAAGGUGAAGACGUGGACGAACGGGAAAAAAGAAAAUUGUGUAGUUCGAAGGUUAUUAAGCCGGUUUUGGCUGGGACAAGUUAUAGUUCGUAUCCGAUGACUUUGUCGGCGGUGGGCCAUGGAAGAAGUACUGGGACGAAUGGUGGUGGAAAUGGUGGACAAAAUGUUAAUAACACCUCAGGCGGUGGAGGUGGAGUUACGAUUAAUUUUGUUGGAGGAAUUUCAAAUGGGGGUGGUUCAUCUUCAGGGGGAGCUAUGGGAGGUGGAACUGGAGGUGGUGGCCCUGGAAGAGACGGCAGACAAAAUUACGGACCAAGUUCACCACCAACAGGGUCAUUACCACCUUUUUACGAAUCUUUAAAAGGUGGUAAUAGUAACAACGCUUAUAACAUAGGUAGUUUUACCGGAAAUAACAAUUACACCGUUGUUAAUGGUCCCCACGUUGACCAAGAUUUAAGUUUAAGUUUAUCAGAUGGGCAAAGUCCACCAAAACAAUACUCAACACUUCAAAACGCUUCUUAUAAUGGUUUAGCAAUGAAAAACGAAGUCGAUAUAGACUUAUAUGAAUCAAAAAUUGAUUCAAUGGGAAAUUUUAUGCAACCUGCUUAUGGAAAUUACGACGACAGUGUUAUGGUUGAUAUGGGAAGUGGAGUUGAUCCCUUACAGUUAUCAGCGACGUUAACACUUAACGGAACCGCCGAAAACGCAUUUUUAGAAAGCUUAUCGGAAGCAAAUGACCUUUCGACGUUCCUUCAAAGACUUCCCAACGAUGAAAUAGAAAACAACGAACUCUUAAACGGAGACAACCUCCAAAACGUUGAGACGAUGUCCUCGUUUUCGGAUCAUAUUUUAAAUCGGAAUUACGAUAACCAAAACCGGUUUCAGCAGCAACAACAGCAACAACAACAAUCGAAUCAACAACAGCAACAUCAAUUUCAGAAAAUUUAUUCAGACGGUCUUCCUUCUUAUUCGAAUUUAAACAACGAAGCUUUACAAGUUCAAGUUCAGAUGCAAUCUCAAAGUUUACUUUCACCCGGAUUGAGUUUUAAUGGUAAUGGAAUCGAAUUGGAUUCGUCGUCAACCAUGUCUUUACCAUCGCCCGGUGCUGGAAGUAGUUCUUUGGAUGGGAUGCCACACAAUGACAACAGUUCACCAGGAUCUAACGUGAGUGCUCGACAAGAUUCCUCCGGAGAUGAGUGUCCUAGUAUACGAGGAAGCGUUAACGUUUUACAAAAAAGGCUUGGUUUACCAGCUGAAGUCCAAAUUGAGUUCGUAAAUGGCGGUCAUGGUAUUAAAAAUCCGUUGGCAAAUCAAGAAACGGUUCGACAAGGUGCCAGAACCGAAGAUAAAGCUAAAGUAGCAGCGAUAACCACGGAAGAUGGAUCAUCACAGUUCUGUUGUAGAGUUUGCAACAAAGUAUUCGCGUUGCAAAGGUUGCUCAACCGACAUAUGAAGUGUCACUCGGACAUCAAAAGGUAUCUCUGUACCUUUUGUGGAAAAGGAUUUAACGAUACUUUUGAUUUAAAACGACACACACGAACACAUACAGGUGUAAGACCUUAUAAAUGUAGUCUCUGUGAAAAAUCAUUUACACAACGAUGUUCCUUGGAAUCGCACUGUUUAAAAGUGCACGGAGUUCAACACCAGUACGCUUACAAAGAACGAAGAACGAAAGUGUACGUGUGCGAAGAGUGCGGACACACGACCAGCGAACCGGAAGUCCAUUACCUUCAUUUAAAAGAUAAACACCCGUACAGCCCAGCGUUGUUAAAAUUCUAUGAUAAACGUCAUUUCAAAUUUACGAAUUCGAAUUUUGCUAACAUGCUGCUACAAGUACGUACAUAGAAACCGUUUUUUAAAGAAUGUUCCCUUAAUUUUUAUUUUUUGGGGAUAUUUUUUAUUUCUUUUCUGAUUCAAAAAUGGGGUUUGUUUUAUGACUUUUUG